Molecule: messenger RNA, 3044 nt
Organism: Alternaria alternata
Lineage: Eukaryota; Fungi; Ascomycota; Dothideomycetes; Pleosporales; Pleosporaceae
Product: HET-domain-containing protein
Exons: 3
Coding region: 271-2928 (885 amino acids)
Source: RefSeq, a predicted model, not a curated record
GAUGACGUAGGAAGCGAUCUUUCUGACGAACUUCGUCGCCAUGGAGGAUUCCAAAGGCUCAAGUUAUACGAACUCGCCACUGACUGCAGGUUCUGCCAACUGCUUCGGUCGCUCCUCCAACCUACAGGGAUAACGGAUUUCGAGUAUAUUACCUUGUGGGGAGAGCCCUAUGGUUUGGGAUGGCUUCCACUUCACGAAGGACAUGCUCCAGGCCUGCGUGAAAGUGCUAAAGCUCUAUCGCAUAUAGGACAGCAAGGCGCACGGUAUGUCAUGCGUAAUUCACCAAAGAUCUCUUCAUUCCUUGAGCGUUAUGAUCCUAUCAGCCGAAUAUGCAUAAGUGUCAGACUGGGAAAACAUCAUCCAAAACGCAGCAACCCUUCAUUUGCCAAUCUCGACGCUGCGUUCCGAAAGAGAAGGUUGUACCUGAAAGUUUUCACACCUCCUGAAGAGCCAGGCGGCCUUGAUGCUUACAUCGCCGGCCGACCAACACACCCAAGCGGCUCCGCUAAGACUGCGCGGUUGAUCAAAAGCUGGCUGGGAAGCUGCCUAAAGAACCAUCCAGAAUGCCGCCUCGACUUGAUGGGACAUGCGCUCGAAGUUCGGCGAGGGCACACGCCGCUUCCAACACGACUCAUCGAUGUCGGCACCGGGUCGUCUUUAUCGACACCAAGGUUGAUUACAACAAGUCACGGCCAGGAGGGCCAAUAUGUUGCCUUAAGCUACUGCUGGGGGCAAGGAAGACCGUUGAAGUUAUUGAAGUCGAACAUACUUGCGAUGCAUGACCGGAUACCGGAAGAGCAGCUCCCACAAACCAUACGUGAAGCCAUUCAGCUGGUCCAAAACCUUGACUAUCAGUAUCUCUGGGUAGACUCGUUAUGCAUCAUUCAAGACAGCCAGGAAACUGGUGGAGAUUGGCAAUGCGAAGCGCGACGUAUGGGACAGUAUUAUAGCAAUUCCAUGCUUGUGAUUGCCGCACUAGCAUCCAAUAGCUGUGACGAUGGGCUCUUCAAAUCGACCGGAUCGGCCAAUGUCGACCAAUCGAACUCAACACUAGGAUCCCAGGACUUCUCGACAACUUUGCCCUGUACUUUCAGAGGCCGCCAGCUGGGACUCAUGACUGCCCGCCUGCCUCAGCAGACAGAUUCAGUUUACGAUUUUGAAGACGAGAAGCGCCAAAGCCCAUGGUACAAACGUGCCUGGGUAGUCCAAGAGCGCUUCCUAGCCCGUAGAAUAGUGUACUUCGGUACCCGUCAAGUGUACUGGGAAUGCAGGGAAGACAUCAUCUCUGAAGACGGAGACAUUCCCAUAGCUCAUAAGCAGCAAGCUUUCCCAUGGUACUUUCAAAAAGUUGCCAACGACAAGGAGGGACUCAAGAGAUGGAGUGCAAAGGGGGACUUCCACAUCUCGCAUAACGCCAUCAAUUUCAGGAGGAUGUUAACAGUGGUGUCCAAGAGAGAGCUGAAAGUAAUGCCAUUGCUGAUGCGAAUGCCUGAUACCAAACACCUCAAACGUGUCAAAAAGUCCGUUAGCGAAACUAAAGCACAAUACGAUAUGAUGGAUUACAAGCUUGGCUUCGACGCCUGGACCUGGAUGGUUGAGAAUUAUAGCUCUUGCGAAUUGACCAACCUGGGAGAUAAACUAAUCGCAAUUGAGGGUGUUGCUCAAGUGCUCUGUAAAGCUGUUGGCUCAACACAUUACUUCGGACUUUGGCUGGAAGUUGUGGAGAAAGGGCUCCUCUGGAGGAGUAUUGACCCACUUUCUAAGAAAGGUCUCGAUCAAGCACCCUCAUGGAGCUGGGCUGCUUGGAAUCAGCCAAUCGAGUUUCCGUUUUCCUCCUUCGGCUAUUCUAAGACGUUGAAAGAAGGAUUUACUGUCUCCGAAAUCCAUCCGCGUCUUGAACUGAGGACUGACAUUUGGUGCGACUUGGUCGUUAAGCAAGUGGCUGCUAGUAUUCGCGAAUGCGAUCGAUGUGCGAAGCACGUAAUUGACGAGGAAGAGCAUUUCUGCUGCAGAAUCUGCAAGAACGUUGAUUAUUAUUGUCUCUGCCUCCCGUGUACCGGGACGGGUGCUCGUUGUCCUGGGUCAGAUUCCGGACAUUGGAUGAUCAAACGCUCUUUCGAGGACGGACACUUAGUUGACAGCACCACCGAGCGUCUGGCCCCACGAUCAAUCGUAAAGAGGAAGCUGCUCAACUCAAAGAAAACCCCGAGCCUAAAUGAUACGACACGGCAUUCGGAAAGAACAGAGACGGCGCAAGAUCGAGAUCAAACGUCUGCUCGGCUGGCCCAUUCCAACAAGUAUUACGGGCACGAUGAUCCUCAAGGAAGCGCGUACAAGAAAAUGGCACUAGGUUACAGUCUCAUUAGGCCGACUUGUAAAGAAGACUGCAUUGAUGCAAAUGAUGACUAUCGUUACCGAUGGAUCUAUCACGAAGACCUGAUUGGGCCUAUAGGUCUGGUGGAAUUUGAUCGAGUUUCCGAUAUUCCACAAUCUGUUUGCUGCAUAUCAAUGCAGUAUGAUCAUUUAGACAAGAGAAACGGGAUGCGUGAAUCAUUGCAUGACAAAACACCUUACGAGGAUCACUGUUCGAAUGGUGAUGAGGAGAGCGAGCACAGUGCUUCAACCGAAGAAGCAGUUCCCGAGCAGAUGGAAUCAGAGCAAGAAGAAGAGAACGAAGAAGAGAGCGAACAAAGUGUUGACACCGAAGCUGCUAAUUUCUGGGAAGGACAUGAGCUCAAAGAGAUGGCAGAAGCUACAAUCCCAGUUCUAGCCUGUGUAAAGAACAAGGCAGGAGACGCUUACCUGCGCAUCGGAAUUGGCGUUAUGUUCAAUCUAAAGAACGAGUUCUGGGCACCAGUCAUAGAACAUACCGGGUUCCCUGAAGAGGCCAAAGGAUUUUCCGCAGAUCUCGACAUCACACUUGUAUAAUGAAGUUCGUAGCUAAUAACCAGCCAAUCAUGUUCUUCAACCUAAGCUAGCUAUCCACCUCUUUCACUAGCUUGCACUGAUGUUCUACCUUAAAUGUGCGAGUAUUCACCAUGUGG